CUAAAUGACGUGGCGUCCGGCCGGGAUGUGUUUUGAUGGGUUGUUGUUUACAUGUUGGAACUGUUGGUGAAAAAUUGUGGAUUAAUUUAAUUUUUGUGAUUUAGCGUGUGAUUCUGUGUGCAAAAGCCAACAAAUAUGUCACAAAACAUUGCCCUGGAGUCAGUAAUAUGUGGUGUGGGGCACGAAAUGAUGAAGAGUGACGCGGAAAUUGUGGGAUUUGGGGGCAAAAGUGAGGCGACCUCGGCCACUCUGCCACCGUCCGGGAAUGCAGAUAAGACAACCAGUGGUCGCCUACGGAGGGUACUCUCAAUGUCCACGCAACGAAAAUCCCUCAGAGUGGCUGUACGGAAGAUCCCCCUCAUUGGGGGCCUCCACUCAAGUGCACCAAAUGACGUGGAGGGCGCUACGGAUGGUGAAAGGGAACCAUCUGGUGAGAAACGCAAACUCUUCCGGACAUCCUCAGUGAGGAAAUUCAUUUCGCGAAUUGCCCAGCAAAUUACUUCAUUGAACAUCGCUGGGGUUAAACCGAGCGUGGGAGAUCGUGUACCACCCCUUGGGGGCUACCAGUGGCCCCCGGAUCAAACACCAGGCGUGACAGGGUUGAAAAACCACGGAAAUACGUGCUUCAUGAAUGCCGUACUCCAAUGCCUCAGCCACACAGAUCUGCUGGCUGAGUACUUCGUGCUGGAUCAGUACAAGGUGGACUUGAAGCGGCGCAACAAGAUCAAUUCACGCAAAUUCGGCACCAAGGGGGAGCUCACGGAGCAGCUGGCAAUCAUUCUCAAGGCACUGUGGACAUGCAGAUACAGCCCGGACUACAGUACCAGCUUCAAGGCGGCCGUCGAUAGGCAUGGAUCGCAAUUUCGUAGUUCCACGCAGCACGAUGCUCAGGAGUUCCUGCUGUGGCUCCUUGAUAAAGUUCACGAGGACCUCAAUACGGCCACCAAGCGAAAAUACAAGGCCAUGAAGAACACAUACGGGCGCCCCGAUGAAAUAAUUGCCGCCGAGACGCUCGCCAAUCACAUUCGGUGCAACAGCUCAUUUGUUCAGGCAGUUUUCCAGGCACAAUUCCGCUCAUCACUCACGUGCCCACGAUGCCACAAGCAAAGCAACACCUUCGAUCCUUUUCACUGCAUUUCCGUGCAGUUACCGCAGAUUGUUCAGCAGAAUGUCAUUGUGACCGUUCUGUAUGCUACGCAGCAUCCGCGACAGGUUAAACUGGGUCUCGGCGUACCACCGGGAUCACCAUUUGUCACGCUACGUGAACAGCUGCAUUUGGACACGGGAAUCGCGUCGGAUCGCAUGGUGCUGAUGGAGAUCAAUGAGCAAGGCUUCUCGCGCGUAUUUAGUGACUCUGAUCCCAUUUCCGUGCUCACCGACACGGAUAUGGUGUACUGCAUUGAGACUCCGGACGCCAAGGAGGAUGAGAAGAAUGUCACAGUGUUGCUGUGUGUGGUGAAUGUGGCGCGGAAGCUCAAUGGGGGGGAAGGACAACGUUUUGGGGCACCAUUCUGUGUGCGUGUGAAGCGAGACAUUAGCCACGGGGAGCUCCAGAAGGCGCUUAUCCGGGAAAUUUCGCCAAUUCUCAAGACCGAUGCCGUGGAGGGUGUUUUCCGGAUUCGACUGCAGGAUCCCCUUGUGGAUCCUGACACGUACCUUGAGCCACACCUCGAGCAUCCUCUGCUCACGGAGAAUAUCGAUGUAAUGUUGUCGGUUGUACCCCCCGAUACGGGGCCAGCAAAUGUACGUCUUGUGCUGGAAUGGGAUGCACCAGAGGAGCAAUUUAGUGAUCUAACUGAUCCCAUUGUGGAGCACGCAAGUGUGGCACAGAUGAAGGAGAAGAGUCAGGAGUGUGCAAUGCUUACGCUUGAGCAGUGCUUGGAUCACUACACAAAGGCAGAGACACUGAGUGCAGAGGAUGCAUGGCGAUGCCCACACUGCCAGAAAUACUUGCCAGUGGUGAAGACAUUGGGACUGUGGUCCUUACCGGAUAUUCUUGUGAUUCACUUCAAGAGAUUCCGCCAGCAACAGCUGCGUGAGCCACAAGCUGCCAAACUCACCACAAUGGUUAAAUUUCCUCUCAAUGGCUUCGACAUGUCACCCCAUCUUGCGCGUUCGCCCACCGAAGGCACCCCUGGGGAUCCAGCGGGCAAUGAUGGGGACAACUGGAGCCCGUGGAAGCUGAUGAAGCGCAGAGAGCAUGUUUUUCACCCAAGUGGCAGCCACAAAGACACCAAAUAUGACCUCUAUGCCGUUUGCUACCAUCAAGGAGAUACUCUUGAGACUGGGCACUAUACGGCGGCAUGUAGGAAUCCCUACGAUCAGCAGUGGUAUAAAUUCGACGACCAGAAUGUGGCACGCGUUAAUUCCGAAGCCAUCGAAGAGGAGAUUAUCAACAACGAGGCAUACAUUUUAUUCUACCAACGGCGGAAGAUUGACGUUGCAGAGUGCUCCGGGGGUAGUUCAUCAUCCGGUGAUCAUUGGGUGUCCCGAAUUACCGCCACAACAGCUCCAUCGGCAACAGUUGUGGAUGAAACCACGAAGAUUAGCGAGAAAUCGACCACCACAGAGGCCAAAAAGAAAAUCCCCGAACCUGAAGUGAGGCGACAGGAGGAAACAGAGGCAGGACCAAGUGAUGCAGGAAAUGAAAAAGCCAAACCCACUGAAGAAAGCACGGUUGUUGUCACAGAAGCCGAAGUGACGGACCUUGCGGAAAAGCCCGAAGAAGCUGUUGAUGUUGAUGUUGUUGCCCAAGAAGAGGCUAAAGAGGUACAAGUGGAUGAGAAAGUACCACAGAAGGAAGAGGAGGAAGAGAAGGUGGUUCAAGAUGCAACACCCUCUGAAGGAAAAGAAGAUGAAGAAAGUCUCAAGAAGGAGACUUCUUCCAUAGAUAGCUUGGAAGCAUUGGAGGAUGAUCCGACGCACGUUGAAGAGGAGAAAUUCUUCAAUUCUGUUCCGGAAACACGGAUUAAUUGGCUAAAGGCAUUUGAUGACAAUUACGAUGUAACACGUAGGCAGUCAUUUAGUUCUGCCGGAUUCCUCUCCUCAGCUGCCAAUUGCGAUUCCCUACGGCGGAGUGGACCAUGCAGCAAGGAUACAUUGCUCUACAUUGAUCAACAGAGUCAUCCUGCCCUCGAAGAGGAUGACUUGGCACCAUCGCAUUCCCUCUGGAUCACCCCCGUGGCAUCCCAUAAGCUCAUCAGUGUCUCGCCGAAGAACUAAAAAAAGCGCUUAAGGUAAAAAAAAAGAAAUUAGAAAACACCAAGUGUUUGGAUCUUGCUGUUCAUUUUCUCUUGUAGGAAUUACAAUUUAUGCAUUGCUAAUGUUUAAGAAUUUUACCUAAAAAAAAGAAAAGUUGUAGUUUUUGGUGUGAAGACAUUUUACUCUCAAGAAAAAAGUGGGUAUUAUUUUGAAGAAAGAAAAAAUAAAGAAAAGAAAGUAAUAAAAUAGAGUUUGUAGAUGUUGAAAAAAA
This is a messenger RNA of Lutzomyia longipalpis, 3472 nucleotides long. It is a transcript of the gene Usp15-31, whose product is annotated as ubiquitin carboxyl-terminal hydrolase 31. Gene Ontology annotation, molecular function: cysteine-type deubiquitinase activity. Gene Ontology annotation, biological process: protein deubiquitination. NCBI's taxonomy places the organism in Eukaryota, Metazoa, Arthropoda, Insecta, Diptera, Psychodidae. The record is from RefSeq and is a predicted model, not a curated record. The coding region runs from base 136 to 3222 and encodes 1028 amino acids. The transcript is spliced from 7 exons.